GUUCUCCUAUAAUCUCGCGGGGCGUCGAGUUUCCGGCCUCUUUUUCUCCCGGCGCGGCACUAUGGCGGUUGGCAAGAACAAGCGCCUCACCAAAGGAGGCAAGAAAGGCGCCAAGAAGAAAGUGUAAGUCAGGCCGGGGCAGAAGCUUCGGGGUAGCCGGAGCGCGGUCGAGGGGGAGCCGCGGCCCGCAAACGUCGGAUGCCUCCGAUGUUGGUCGGAUUGAGGAGAGUGGUUGGUGGGUGUAGGGAAAGCGCUGCUGACAUGGCGGCUCUCUAAGGGAAGCGGGCGGGCAGGGGAGCGCGCGGGAAUCGUUCUAGAACGGGCACGUGCGAGUUCCCCAGAGGCGGGGAGGGGUAGGGCUGCAGAUCUCGUGCCUGGAGCCCCGAUUUGGGGGGCCUGAGUUGGGGGCCCCGUCCGGCCUUUCCCUCCUAGUAAUUGUCGGGCCCAGUUAAGCGUGCACCCUGCUAUAAGCAGAGCUUUGAAAUAAAAUGGGGAGUUUCAAAGAAGCAUCUUGGGGCAUCUAUCACGUUCUGGCCAUCAUCUUGCCUGGUGGCUCCAAAGCUCAGGUAGUGUAGUUCAGGGAUGUAAAGUGGCAGUUGACUAACGCUGCUAGCCUCACCUGACUUUUCCUUUAAUUGAGCUUGCUUUUGGGUAGACACGGAUAGGACUGUGCUGUAAAUUCAGCACCGUUUACGCCUUUCUUGAUAUAACUUAGAAGGAUGAAAAGCAGAGUUUUUGGCAUCAGGACUUGCUUGCAGGCCCAGUUCAGGCAGCGUAGAUGGGUGAAAACUGCAUAAAAUAUUAACUUUGGUGUUUUGCUGGGAUAUCGGGAGUCACAUGCAGAAGGUGAAGACUUCCCUGAAACCCUGGAGAUCUGUUGCCGAGUAUAGAUAAUGCUAGAUGGACCCAGAAAACUUUAUUCUGUAUAAGACAUCUAUCUUCCUGUAUUCCAAAUGUUUCUGGAAUUAUAGGAAGUUGCAGGUCUGACAAAGCUUUUCUCUUUUCCUGGAAAUCAGGGUUGAUCCCUUUUCAAAGAAGGACUGGUAUGAUGUCAAGGCCCCAGCAAUGUUCAAUAUUCGAAACAUUGGGAAGACAUUGGUCACCAGGACUCAGGGAACAAGUAAGUUACCUAGAUAGAAAACUGCUACAUAAUUUUGAAAAAAGAUUUAUUCUAAGGCUUGCUAGGUAAAAAUAUGCUGAGUUGAUAGGUGCUACUACAGUGGUGCCCCGCAAGACGAACGCCUCGCAAGACGAAAAACCCGCUAGACGAAAGGGUUUUCCGUUUUGGAGGCGCUUCGCAAAACGAAUUUCCCUAUGGGCUUGCUUCGCAAGACGAAAGCCCAUAGGGAAAUCUCCGGUCCGCGAGCCUGGGCGCGCUGAUCUCAGCGCGCGCAGGCUCCGGCAUGCCGGCAACUCUCCGCGAGCAGCGGCAGCGCUGCCGCUGCUCGCGGAGAGGUCCGCGAAGCCUGGGCGCGCUGAUCUCAGCGCGCGCAGGCUUCGGCAUGCCGGCAACUCUCCGCGAGCAGCGGCAGCGCUGCCGCUGCUCGCGGAGAGGGUCCGCGAAGCCUGGGCGCGCUGAUCUCAGCGCGCGCAGGCUUCGGCAUGCCGGCAGCUCUCCGCCAGCAGCGGCAGCGCUGCCGCUGCUCGCGGAGAGGUCCGCGAGCCUGGGCGCGCUGAUCUCAGCGCGCGCAGGCUUCGGCAUGCCGGCAACUCUCCGCGAGCAGCGGCAGCGCUGCCGCUGCUCGCGGAGAGGUCCGCGGAGCCUGGGCGCGCUGAUCUCAGCGCGCGCAGGCUUCGGCAUGCCGGCAACUCUCCGCGAGCAGCGGCAGCGCUGCCGCUGCUCGCGGAGAGGUCCGCGAAGCCUGGGCGCGCUGAUCUCAGCGCGCGCAGGCUUCGGCAUGCCGGCAACUCUCCGCGAGCAGCGGCAGCGCUGCCGCUGCUCGCGGAGAGGUCCGCUGAGCCUGGGCGCGCUGCUCUCAGCGCGCGCAGGCUUCGGCAUGCCGGCACCUCUCCGCGAGCAGCGGCAGCGCUGCCGCUGCUCGCGGAGAGGUCCGCGAAGCCUGGGCGCGCUGAUCUCAGCGCGCGCAGGCUUCGGCAUGCCGGCAACUCUCCGCGAGCAGCGGCAGCGCUGCCGCUGCUCGCGGAGAGGUCCGCGAGGCCUGGGCGCGCUGAUCUCAGCGCGCGCAGGCUUCGGCAUGCCGGCAACUCUCCGCGAGCAGCGGCAGCGCUGCCGCUGCUCGCGGAGAGGUCCGCGAAGCCUGGGCGCGCUGAUCUCAGCGCGCGCAGGCUUCGGCAUGCCGGCAGCUCUCCGCAAGCAGCGGCAGCGCUGCCGCUGCUCGCGGAGAGGUCCGCGAAGCCUGGGCGCGCUGAUCUCAGCGCGCGCAGGCUCGGCAUGCCGGCAACUCUCCGCAAGCAGCGGCAGCGCUGCCGCGGCGCGCGGGGAGGGCCGCGAAGCCAGGGCGCGCAGGUCGCCCCGCGCGCAGGCUUCGGCAGGCCGGCAACUCUCCGCAAGCAGCGGCAGUGCUGCCGCUGCUUGCGGAGAGGUCCGCGAAGCCUUGGCUGGACAGCUGUUGAAGGCAGGUGGGGGGACAAAGACUUUCGCCCGCCAACCUUCAGAAGAGGUCCAGGACCUCUUCUGAAGGCUGGCGGGGGCAAAGUCUUGUCCCCCCUGCCUGCCUUCCCAGGGGCUUUGAAUUGCCCCGGACAGCGGAGAAGUCCUCCGCUGUCCUGGGGCAAUUUUAAAUGCCGCCCGCCAGCAUUUUAAGAUCGCCCCGGACAGCGGAGAAGCCCUCCGCUGUCCCGGGGUUUUAAAAUGCUGGGGGUGGAAGAAAAGCCCUUGUCGCCCCCCCCUGCCUUCCGAAGAGGUCGGGGGCCAGACUGUCCCCGGGCCUGGUGUGGUGGCGGGUUCCCUGGGGACGCGUUGAUUGAUUUUCAAUGCAUUCCUAUGGGAAACCGUGCAUCGCAAGACGAAAAACUCGCAAGAAGAAAAAACUUGCGGAACGAAUUAAUUUCGUCUUGCGAGGCACCACUGUACUUAUUUAUAAACUAAUUGUUGUAUGUGCCAUGUUUCAACUCUAAAAGCAAGGCCUCAAACCUUCUAAUUUUAACUGCAGAGAUGUUGAAUUCUUAUCUGCCUUGGGAGUUUUGUGAAAUGCAAAGCAAAAGAAUUCAAAACUGCUUGAAAGUGUCUAUAGGGCAGUUUGUUUGGAAAGCUUGCACUCCUGUGCAUAUUCCCUGGAGGAAAUAAAUUGGCAAUACACUUUCGUUUCUAGCUAUUAACAGUUUAUUAUGAGUCUGCAUGAAAGACGCAUUAACAUUAUUUUGUGUUUUUAGAAAUUGCCUCAGAUGGACUUAAGGGUCGAGUAUUUGAAGUAAGUCUUGCUGACCUGCAGAAUGACGAAGUUGCCUUCCGUAAAUUCAAACUGAUUACAGAAGAUGUGCAAGGGAAAAACUGUCUGACAAACUUUCAUGGAAUGGAUCUCACACGUGACAAAAUGUGUUCGAUGGUCAAAAAAUGGCAGGUUAGUAAUAUUUGCAUGUAAUUGUGCUAAUCUGUAAAUGCUGCACUUCAUUGCUGUUGCAGGGUGGUGGAAAUCUUAGGUACUGGAUAAUCCUCUCUUAGCAUCACAGGAUCAACUUGCCCCAUUGCUGGAUCCAGUUCUAUGCUCUCACCUUGAAUAUUCUCCCCACACUCCCCUUUCUCAAGGGGAGAAAAUUGGUUUUUUGUUGGAACUAUAAAAGCAGAUUUGUUUAAAAAAGUCCAACUGGAUAGUGAAUAAAGGUUUCACAGCAUACCCACAAUGCCAAAUUCAUAUUUGGAAUUUUAUAAUCAUGAAAGAUUGCUAGCUAACUGGGUAACACUCGAAAUUUACCAGGCACAUCUUGCACCUGGCUAUUGGCCUCUUGCAACCAAGUGAAGGUGCCCAGGCGCCAGGUUGGCGCCUGAUGUUUCCACCAUCUGGAGGUGCAUGCCUGGGGAUCCAUGGAACUUGACUUUUCACACACUAGCAUUACACCCUGUAGUUAUAUUUUAUCUGCACAAUCAGAAUGAAUUUCAAUUUCAAGAACCAAAGUUGUCUUGAAAAAUGUGACUUUUGAGCUGUCUGGAUCAAAAAGGAAAACCAGGCAUUCCGUUUCUAACGCGGUAACUGGGUAUGGGGGCCUUGAUUUGUAGAUGUGGCUGCUUGGAUGACUGUGUUGAUGUAAUCCUUCCUUUGUUGCACUGAGCAUUGAACACCUGAUCUUUUUGCUUGGUCCAAAAUUUAUAGUAGAAACUUUUACUCAAGUACAUUAUUUGGGUAUAUUGAACAACUGUUAAUUUUUUCCAGACAAUGAUUGAGGCCCAUGUGGAUGUAAAAACUACAGAUGGAUAUCUUCUGCGCCUUUUCUGUGUUGGCUUCACCAAGAAGCGAACUAACCAGAUUCGCAAGACUUCCUAUGCCCAACACCAGCAAGUCCGCCAAAUCCGCAAGAAGAUGGUGGAAAUCAUGACACGAGAAGUGCAGACAAAUGACCUGAAAGAAGUUGUCAAUAAACUGUAGGUUAAAAUUUGUGUCCCAUGUUUAGGAAGGCAGUUUUUAUUCCAUCUAGCUUUAAUUUUCAUAGCAGUGUAUAUAAAUAUUCCAGCAGAUUUUAGCUGUUCCAGGCCAACCGUUAACACCCAUUUCCAUACAGCACAGUCCUGUCAGCUUCAGUUUAUGGUGGGAGAGUUGUUCUGUCAGCUCCUCUGUAUUACGAAAACAAUAUUCUUAGUACUCAUUUGUUGUAUCUUAAUACUUGUUUUAUCCAAAUAAUUUAUCAAAUUUUAUCCAAAAUUUUCCAAAUUUUAGGCAAAUAUAUUGAAUUUUUUUGAAUUGUUUGCUAGUCACGUGUAGCAAUCUCAUGUGUUUGUGAUGGGGUUUCAGUGAGACAGGCACCAUAAAAUUCCUUAGUAGAUUUACCGUUGUGGAGGUAUGUUACAGUGUGACUUUGCUCCUUGAGAUCUUUCUGACAAAUUCAUGGAGCAUAAUUCUGCUAAUGUGCCAAUCAGGAUGGCUAUGCACUGCCUCCAUAAUCAGAGGCAGUUAAGUUUUUGGCUCAAAUGUGGAGUCACAGGUUCAGUUGCAAUCCUUUUUUUAUCAUUGUGGUGCAGAGUCAGCGGAGGAGAACUGUCAUCUCCAUUCAGGCUCCAGCAAUAAUGGCUGCUUUCUGGGAUAUGUAAUGGUACUACUUUUGGGGGGUUUUCAAUAGUGUGAUUCUUAAUUUGAACCUAAUAAGUCAAACUUUAUUUCCUGUCAUUCUAGCAUCCCAGACAGCAUUGGGAAAGACAUAGAAAAAGCGUGUCAGUCCAUCUAUCCCCUUCAUGAUGUCUAUGUUCGUAAAGUCAAGAUGCUUAAGAAGCCCAAGUUUGAAUGUAAGCAUUUUGGUAUCUUAUCUAAAGAAUAUUUUUUGCUAUAUUCAUUGGUUGGGAAUGAAUGAUGACAAUUUGUUUCGGUCCCAGAUGAAACAAUGAUUACUAUUUUCAAAUUCUGACAUUCCCAUAAAUCAUAAAAGGUUAAGUCUUGAUUGUUUUCAAAAAGCGUAUUGAGCCAAUCAAUUUAAUUUUAAACAUGGCUUCAUUCUUUAGAAGCACUUUGUUAACUUUAAAUGUAGAAUCUUAGCAUAAAAUUGUCUCUGUGUUAAUUCAAACUGUUGCAUUAUUAUUUGCAGUGGGCAAGCUGAUGGAGCUGCAUGGUGAAGGUGGUGGUGCUGGAAAGCCAUCAGGUGAUGAAACUGGUGCCAAGGUAGAGCGAGCUGAUGGGUAUGAGCCCCCUGUGCAAGAGUCUGUCUAAAAUCAGAUACAAAAAUAAAAAAAGAUUUAAUAUAAAUGGCAUGGUUAUGGGCUUUGUGUCUUUUUCUUUUUUAUAAACCCAGUUGGCCGUUAUACUUCAAGGUAUAGACGAUGGGGUGCAG
Podarcis lilfordi (Lilford's wall lizard) is the source of this 5931-nucleotide messenger RNA. NCBI's taxonomy places the organism in Eukaryota, Metazoa, Chordata, Lepidosauria, Squamata, Lacertidae. The record is from the annotation of a GenBank genome assembly.